AUGAUUAUCGCUCACGCUCCAAAAACUUAUUUCGGUUCAGGAGAUAUACAAAAAUCAUUGGGUUCUCUUUCUGGAUUUCCAUGGGUGAAAUAUCCCGGAGAAAAACAUCUUCCCGGUCAUAAUAGGUUAGAUCUGCGAUUAGACGAAAACGAUAAACCCAAACCAGGGGAAGAACCAGUAAAUAGAGUUGAUGCCGCUGCGCUUAAACACGACAUACUAUACAGAAAAAAAGACAUAAACUUCAGACACGAAGCAGACAGACAAAUGAUAAUCGAACUUGAAAAUAUUCCAAAUCCAACUUUCAAAAAGAGAAUGCAAAGAGCAUUAAUCAUUAAACUGUUAAAAGCAAAGAUGAAAUUAGGCAUGGGAUUGGCGGAUGAAAUUCAUAAAGAAUUUAGAAAAACUAGAAACUUUUUAAAAGUUAAAUCUCCGGAAAACGACAAUGACGCCGUUCAUAAGAAGUAUUUACGGGAACAAAUAAAUUCAAUUGAAGUAAAUAAAAACCAUUUAGAAGAUAAAAUAAGUAAUGUGAAAAGAUUCUUCAAACGUCUACUAAAUAAUAAUAAUUUUGUUAAUGAUACUAAACUACAACAAGAGGUAAAAGUUGAAUCAAUAUUCUUCAGACAAAACUUUAGUUUAUAUAAAAAAUUUAACGCUCAAAAAAUUCUUCAGUUUAUCAAUGGUACAAAAAAUGUAGAAAUUAAAGAAUUUGAAAUUAACGACGAAAACAGCAAGCCUCGUCACUUAUAUGAAAUUAAAACGAGUGGAAAAUAUAUAGACAGGUUUAGAAUGUUAAUCAUACCAGAUAAAGAAGAAGAUGAAUUUACAUUGAGUCAUUUUGAUAUGUUAUUGGAAACGGAAACUCCACCAUCAACAAGUAUUAUUAGAAAUCCAGAACCACAAAAAGAAGGAAAUAUGAGUUAUGAGUUUUUACGAACGUCAGACUUUGAAUACGUAAAACUAUAUUUUGUUCAUAGUGAUAUAUUUACCUCAAUUGAUAUUCAUAAAAGUCAACAAAAAAAAAAAAUUUUGAUACCAACAAUAAGAGAUGAUGUUGAUGCAUAUGUUAAUAUAUCAAUCUCUAUUGAAAAACCCAAAUUUUCACCUCCUCUGAAUAAGAUUAAUGAUUCGAAAGAACAAAUGUCGUUAAUAUCAGUAGAAGUUUUUAUUGAUGAUGGUAAACAAGAAACAGCUUUAUCAGAAAUUCAUUUAAUUUAA
Lottia gigantea (owl limpet) is the source of this 1218-nucleotide messenger RNA. RefSeq lists its product as hypothetical. Gene Ontology annotation, molecular function: A2-type glycerophospholipase activity. Bases 1 to 1218 code for a protein of 405 amino acids. The record is from RefSeq and is a predicted model, not a curated record. The transcript is spliced from 3 exons. Gene Ontology annotation, biological process: phospholipid metabolic process; arachidonate secretion. Lineage: Eukaryota; Metazoa; Mollusca; Gastropoda; Lottiidae.